This is a messenger RNA of Sabethes cyaneus, 1017 nucleotides long. Its product is annotated as epoxide hydrolase 3-like. Lineage: Eukaryota; Metazoa; Arthropoda; Insecta; Diptera; Culicidae. Bases 1 to 1017 code for a protein of 338 amino acids. Gene Ontology annotation, molecular function: hydrolase activity. The record is from RefSeq and is a predicted model, not a curated record. The transcript has 2 exons.
AUGAGUUUCAAACUGACAAGUUUUCUUCAAGCGAUCGUAAUUUACGCGAUCGGUGGCUUUUACGCACUACAGUUUUUGCUGCGAACGACAUUGGAGAUUUUAUCCGAUCCCUGGCCAGUGAACUGGUCCACAAAAACGCGUUUAUUUCCACCAGCCAUUUUGACCGAUUCCAAACAUGGACGCCAUCAGUAUACCAAAAUUAAUGGAGUGCGGUUGCACUAUGUCGAAAAUGGAGAUCGAGAGAAACCGCUGAUGUUGUUUCUUCAUGGAUUUCCGGAGUUUUGGUUCAGUUGGCGUCAUCAACUGGAAGAAUUCGCCAAGGACUACUGGGUGGUAGCUCUUGAUUUGCGCGGAUUUGGUAAUUCAGAACAACCGGACGAUCCGGCCGCGUAUCGGAUCGACUUAGUUGUGGAGGAUAUUCGAAGCUUCAUCCAAACGAGUGGGCAUGAGAAAGCCAUUGUAAUUGGUCAUGGUUUCGGAGCCACAGUUGGAUUCCAGUUCGUUCUCAAACAUAUGCCUAUGGUUGAGCGAUACGUGAUGAUGGGAGGCGCGUCGCUGACGGUGACUAGAAGCCUGCUGUUAACUAGUUGGCAGCAAUUCAAGAUGUCUUGGAACUCUUUCUUCUAUCGUGUACCUAACUUGCCAGAAUUCUACGUUUCUUGUAAAGAUUUUCGCUUCAUCGAGCAAAAUAUGGGCCGUUUUCUGACUUUUCAGGAACUGGAAGCAUACAAGUACACAUUUUCCAGAAAAGAUGCGAUGAAACGAGCUCUGCAUUGUCUCAGAGAAAAUUUCAACCUCUGGAGAAUCGAAGAACGACUACCUGCGAUUGAUAUUUAUUCUCCAGGAUUGUAUCUCGUGGCGGAGAAUGACCAGUUUGUCUCGAUGCACAGUGCACCGGCUCUAGUGAAGGCUUAUGAUUCACUUAAAUUCCGUGUCGUUCCAGGGUGUGGCCAUUACAUGCACUUGGAGUCGCCUGCAGUGAUUAACAAGAUGAUCCGAGAUUUUCUGAACACCUAA